CAGGAUAUGGAGGCUCUUGAAGUUGAUGACAUUAGCCCUGCCUUGGAAGUGACAGAAGACUUUUUCAAUAGUUUUGAUACAAAACUUGAAAAGAUUGUGCAGCCCUCUGAAGUGUAUGGCGUGCAUGAGGUCCCCGAACUGGUUGGGCAUGAAGUAUUUGACCAGAUCACAGAAAGCAGGAACCUGAGGAACGUUGCCUCCUUAGCCAAAAGUACCCUCAUCUGGGAUCACUGCAAAAAUGGCCUCUUGGAAACCAAAGCUCAGACAGCAUUCCCUGCCAAAGACCAGUGUGUGGUGCAGAAGGGAACAGCUACUGACAACCUUGCUUGGGCCCGGGAAGGGGAGACUACAGCUUUUAACAUCUUCCAUAUCUGCCAGCGGAGGAGAGACAGGCCUCGCUCAGUGAAUGACAUCCUGGUGCAGAAUGAGGAAGCCUCCACAUUCAAACGAGGGCACAACAGGUCACGCUCUGAUAUCAGCCAUGUAAACUGGGGAGUGGUCUUCACGGGGACCUCCCUGCAGCAGCCACCUGCGCCCGGUCAGGACAAUAACUGUGCUCUGCUCUCUUACCUGGCACUAACCAAGGGAGAGGACAUCCAAGGAAACACAGAACACAAGCCAAUGUUCCCCAAUAUUCUGAAGAAGGGAUACUUAGAAAUUAGAAGAGACAAUGACAGCUACUGGCAAACCUGUUAUGCUGAGCUCUCGCCAUACAAACUGUACCUGUAUUGCUUGGACAGCAGUGGCAACCAGACUCUUCCCAGCGUGUAUCCACUCAUGCAUUUUCAAAGGGUCACUGUUAGUGGUUGCAUUGAAACCAAAGUGGUGGAUGCUGUCCUGUCAGACAACUCACAGCUACAGCUGAAGGCGGAGUCCUCAUGGGAGGCUUUGGACUGGGGUCAGAAACUCUGGGAAUUGGUACGUGCUUCUGUGCCUGUUUUCACAAGACCACAGGAGAAACUGGAGAAUGUGCCAAAGCCUGAAAAUAACAGUGACCUUUCCAAACCAAAUGGAUUGUUAGAGAAGCCUAUGGAGCUCUUCCUAUCCAUGAAUUUGACUGAAAACACUAAAGAGUACCAAAAUAUCCUCAAAUCAGGGACUCUUUAUAGGUUAACCGUCCAGAAUAACUGGAAGGCAUUUACUUUUGUCUUGAACAGGUCUUAUCUCAUGGCAUUUCAACCGGGUAGGCUGGAUGAAGAUCCUCUGCUGAGCUACAAUGUGGAUGUGUGCCUGUCAGUCCAGACAGAUACUCAGGAUGGCUGUGACUCUUGCUUUCAGGUCAUUUUUCCCCAAGAUGUCCUCCGCCUGCGGGCAGAGACCCGUCAGAGGGCCCAGGAGUGGAUGGAGGCACUGAGAGCAGCAGCCAAUGCUACUCGAAGUUUAACUCAGAACCCACAGGUCACGCUUCGGAACAAACCUAGAGAUCGCCCCUUUGGAAAUGAUCUUAGGAAGAGCAAGCGCCAGUCUGUGACCACCAGCUUCCUGAGCAUCCUGACCACGCUGUCUCUAGAGAGAGGGCUCACAGUUCAGAGCUUCAAGUGUGCAGGCUGUCAGCGCUCCAUAGGCUUGUCCAAUGGGAAAGCCAAGGUGUGCAGCUACAGUGGAUGGUAUUACUGCAGCACCUGCCAUGUCGAUGACACCUUCCUCAUCCCUGCACGUCUCGUUCAUAACUGGGACACUUCUAAAUACAAGGUAUCAAAGCAAGCCAAAGAGUUCCUGGAAUAUGUUUAUGAGGAGCCAUUGAUUGAUAUCCAGCAGGAAAAUCCCAUGUUGUACAAGCAUGCUGAACCUCUGGCAACUGUUGUGCGCCUGAGACAGCAGCUAAAAUCUCUCCGAGCCUAUUUGUUCAGCUGCAGAGCAGCAGUGGCUGAAGAUCUGCGUAGAAGGAUUUUUCCCAGAGAGUAUCUUCUCCAACAAAUCCAUCUUUAUUCGCUCGCAGACCUUCAGCAGGUUAUUGAAGGAAAGCUAGCUCCUUUCUUGGGGAAGGUGAUCAAGUUUGCCACCUCUCAUGUAUACAGCUGCAGCCUUUGUAGUCAGAAGGGUUUCAUCUGUGAGAUUUGCAACAAUGGAGAAAUCCUUUACCCCUUCGAGGACAUUUCUACAAGCAGGUGUGAAAGCUGUGGUGCUGUCUUCCACUCUGAGUGCAAAGUGAAGGCUGUGCCGUGCCCCAGGUGUGUGCGUAAGGAAUUGCAGAAGAAGCAGAAAUCCUUCUGGAGGCGACUGAAUAUGGAUGAAAACUUUGAAGAGUCUUGCAACAUGUUUGAGUUAUCAUAUCAGAACACAUGAGUUCCUCGGGGCAGUGGCCAGCCUGAAGAGAAUCCCUUUCCCAGCUGCCAGCUGAAGCAACUUCUCGGCUUAGCCAGGCAGAAGUCUUUUUGCAAAGUAUUAUCUGACCUCCUUCAUCUGUGAAUAGCAGCUGCCAAAGUGGCCGUAAAGCCUUGUUGGCUUUGAUAUACCAAUGGCUAAACUGCAUUUUGCAUUGAAGUCCAGCCGCUAGCUCUCAUACGAAAUGUGGUUUACUUGAAAUGCUUUAGGUCUAGCUAAUGAAGCACCCAACUUUUUCUUUUCCACCUCUGGAGAAGACUUUUCUUGAAGGCAGAAAAUACUUGCUGCCACAACUACAUUGAUUUUAUGUUGUUAAUUUAGAAUUGAUGAACCAUCUACCUAUUUAUAUGUAUUAUUUAUUUAUUAUUAGCCUUGGCAGAGGUUCUGGUGAGGUGUUUCACAGAACCCAGUGGGGCAGGAAUGAUUUUAAACCCACCUGCUCUUUCUGAUGUGGACACAUGGUUCCAUUUUCUCAUGUUUUGGGAGAGCUAUUCUUAAAGGAUUGGUACAUUUACAUGUCACUUGUUGAGGAAAGAAUAGUAUCUUCUAUCAAACCUUAUUUGCGGUGCUUGCAAUCAUAAGAUACAGAAUAAUUCCUUCAGCUAUAUUUAUAACCAACCCAGUGAUCUAUUCCACAUGCAGAUAAGUAGGGGACUUGCUACUUCAGGCUGGGGAUAUCAGUAAAGCUCUGUCACUGAAGCCCAUUGAGUUUUAGGCUGGUUAUUCUCCAUCUAUGUGAGACCAUGUCUUCAUCUUCAGUAACAUGAUGUUGGUUCUGACCUCCUGCUAGUCUCACAUUUCAAGGCAUUUUAAGUGUCCACAUUGGUUUUGGUUUUAUUUCGUGAAGUUUAUUUUAAGUGUUUCUCUCACCUGAACUUGUUAGACUCAUAGUCAGGAAAGUGGUCCUGCCCACAGUAAUCAGCAAAUACCUCCAAAAUCGUGAAACACUAGUUUGUGGUGUUCAUGUGCAACUUGUGUCCUGCAUUCUCUGCAAGCUCUAAGGGAUUUUAUACUUCUGUAGUGAUUUCCAUGGUGGAGAACAAAGUUCCUUGAGGUAUGGUUCUGCUCCACACACCUAUAACACAGGGAACUACUGUAAGCAGUGAGUU
This is a messenger RNA of Melopsittacus undulatus (budgerigar), 3434 nucleotides long. RefSeq names its product pleckstrin homology domain containing M3 (gene PLEKHM3). The record is from RefSeq and is a predicted model, not a curated record. The transcript is spliced from 7 exons. The coding region runs from base 7 to 2286 and encodes 759 amino acids. NCBI's taxonomy places the organism in Eukaryota, Metazoa, Chordata, Aves, Psittaciformes, Psittaculidae.